This is a messenger RNA of Schistocerca americana (American grasshopper), 1947 nucleotides long. RefSeq names its product phosphorylase b kinase gamma catalytic chain, skeletal muscle/heart isoform (gene PhKgamma). Gene Ontology annotation, biological process: glycogen biosynthetic process; protein phosphorylation. The record is from RefSeq and is a predicted model, not a curated record. Gene Ontology annotation, molecular function: phosphorylase kinase activity; ATP binding; calmodulin binding. The coding region runs from base 245 to 1489 and encodes 414 amino acids. Gene Ontology annotation, cellular component: phosphorylase kinase complex. The transcript has 11 exons. Lineage: Eukaryota; Metazoa; Arthropoda; Insecta; Orthoptera; Acrididae.
AGCGUUAAGUUUGACCUGUGGUUAUUUAUGUCUUGUGACGAGAGGUGAUAGUUAAGAGAAACCAAACGUUUGUGCGGUAAUGAUAGUAGUAUGCCAUUUUCCCGAUGUUUGUAGUGGAUAAUUAUCUUUGUAUUGUUGUGUUAUAAAAUCAGCUGAUAUUUAUUCGACGUGUAAGUGAUGUUUUAUGUUUGUCGACGUCCCGAAUUUUUGUGGUUUGACGUGUGAAACUAAUUCGUAGACAGAAAUGGCGAAGGAAGAGAUAGACGAUCUCCUUCCUGACAAAGAUGCUGCGAAAGGUUUUUACGCGAAAUACGAACCAAAAGAAAUUCUUGGAAAAGGCAUCAGUUCUACAGUCAGAAGAUGCAUAGAAAAGGAAACUGGCAUUGAAUAUGCGGCGAAAAUAAUCGACCUUAGCAGUGAUUCGCAUGAUGGAGCAGAUGGAAAAACUAUGCUGGAAGCUACAUUGGAAGAAAUACACAUUUUAAGAAUGGUUUCUGGACAUCCAUAUAUCAUUGAGCUGCACGAUGUUUUUGAAUCCAGCACCUUCAUUUUUUUGGUGUUCGAACUGUGUAAGAAUGGUGAACUAUUCGAUUACCUUACUUCAGUGGUGGCACUCUCGGAGAAGAAGACAAGGUAUAUUAUGCGGCAAUUAUUUGAAGCUUUGCAGUAUGUACAUGGUAAAAAUAUAGUUCACAGAGAUUUGAAGCCAGAAAACAUUUUACUGGAUGACAACUUUAAUAUUAAAUUGACAGACUUUGGUUUUGCAAGGGUUGUAAAACCAGGUGAAAAGUUAUUUGAUAUAUGUGGAACACCUGGCUACUUGGCUCCCGAGCUGCUGAACUCGGCUAUGUAUCCUGACGCUGAUGGCUAUGGACAGGCUGUCGACAUCUGGGCAUGUGGUGUCAUCAUGUUUACACUGUUAGUUGGCUGCCCACCAUUCUGGCAUCGGAAACAGAUGGUAAUGCUCCGCAAAAUUAUGGAAGGGGACUUUUCUUUCACAUCUCCAGAAUGGGCUGAUAUAACAGAGCCCCCAAAGGAUUUAAUACGGAAACUGCUUGUAGUUGACCCAAAUGAAAGAAUCAGUAUUAAAGAAGCCCUUAACCAUCCCUUCUUCCAAAUUAUGUUUUGGGAUCAAGAUAACUCUGUGAAAGGUGGGACUUCCAGGAGAUUUAGUCGAAUAUGUCAGAUCACACUGGAACAUAAAGAACAGAAAUUUGAUGCCCGCAAGAUGUUCAAAUUUGGAAUACUCUGUGUUCGAGCCAUCGUACGAAUUCAACGACUUCGCUUUACACCCGAGCCAUUAUCAAUGGAAGUAGCAAGAGUUGACCCGUACAGGAUAAAAGUACUUCGCAAGGUGAUCGAUGCAUGUGCCUUCAGAGUAUAUGGCCAUUGGGUGAAGAAAGGUGAAGGUCAGAACAGGGCUGCCUUGUUUGAGAAUAUGCCAAAGGUAGAACUGAAACAGAUAUAUGUGAACAACCUUAGUCGGUAAUGGAAUCCUUCCUUAGAAUUAUUAAAUUAAUGACAAAUUCAUAUUGUGAGGAGGAAGUGUAGGAAGAUAGGUAGGGCACUCUUAGAAUGAAAAUAAAAGAAUGCUGUUUCGUAAGUAAAACAUGAGAUCUUAAAACCUACAAUAAGUUCUACCAUGGACUGUUCUAUCAUUGUUACAAUUUUGUACUAAGGUGUUCAGCUGUACAGAUUUUAAGUAAUUCUGAUCUGAAGUCAGAAUAAUGUCUUCCUAUCUUACACUGUGUGUCAAUGUUUAGCAUGCAUAAAUAUUUGUACUGAAAGGUGACUGCCCAUUAAAUAUUUGACUUUCUUUUAACAAAUGCAGUUGCCCACCAGUAAAACAAUUGGUCUUGGUGAAACGUGCUUAGAUAAAAAGAAAAGAAAUCGUGCUUUCCUUUUGCUGAUGAAUCUGUAUGUUCAGUACAUUGGGUUAGUCUCUCA